CGGUCACUCGGCGCAGGGGAGCCACACUAGCUCAGUCACAUGGCCUCGUUUUGACUGUACUUGAUAGUAGUUGGUUGUGUGCCAGCUCUGCUAUAUACCAGCUGCUUUGAUCGCAGCCUGAGAGACGGCAACGGACUUCUUCACCUUCCUCUUCUCCUUCUCAUCUUUCAUCUCCCUCCGUGUCCCUCUCGAUCAACAGAGCAACAAGGGCUUCUCCUUCGAUGGGCGAGCGCGACAUUGAGCUGGGGCGCCUGCACGCCGACGCUACUGCAGUCUAUGGACCUCAGCACUACUUCCAGGAGGUUAGCGAGCUUGGGGUGUUGCUGGAAAACACGGGGAACAUGGUUCAGAAACUGAAGGCAGCCAAUCUUGAGUGCAGUUCAGUCUCUGGACAUGAUGCUAUCAAAGAAAUCAAGGUGAAGAUACAGGAGGAAAUAGAUGAAGUGGGACAGAUGGCCCAUAACAUGAAGGAAAAGUUGAAUAAGAUCUUCCAAAGUGCGCUGACUCCAAUUCUGAACAAUUUGUCAAAAGGCCGUGGAUAUCCAGUCACCCUUCCCAAGACCAUGGAUCCAUCAGCAAUGUCGAUGACCAUGGAACUGAAGAUAAAGUUAAAAGAAAAGGAGAAUGAUUUUAAGUUACAGAAUCUGCGGAAAACUGUCUGGGAAGAGUACGUAGAAGUCGUUCAGAGGAGGACUUUCACAGUCACCGGAAUAAAGCUUUCUGAUGAGGUGGUUCACAUGAUUACCGCCAGCAACAUCGUGCAGAUGUUUGAGAACGCACUGCAGGGAAUAAAUCCAGAGCAGGUCGUCCCCGCGAUGAUGGAUGAAAUCAAGGAACGGCAGGCCGCGGCCAUGGAUUUAGACAAGAAGAUUCUUGAGCUGCAACAGAAUUUCGCAGAGAUGGGGGCACUCCUUGAGUCACGCGAGAAGAUGGACAAGGCCCUGAACAAGGUUCGGAAACUUACAGUUCGUGGACAGUCUACUCAGAAGGAGCUGCGCAAGGAGAUGGCGGAAAAUGACCGACUGCUGGAAGAAAAUGGCCGGCUUUUCACACUGGUCAUCAGUCUUGGAAUAUCCCUCUGCAUGAUUGCGAUCAUUCUUCUUCUCCAGGUGUAACCAGUGUAUAAGUACGUGCAGUGUGAAUUCUCUACACUAUAAGAUUACUAGUUGAGUGCCCGUGCGUUGCCACGGCCUCCUUCUUUUUAGUUUCAUAUAUAAAUAUGAUCCAUGUGAAAAUACACGUUUAUAGAAAAUAUAUAGCUACGUGGUGUAUGGGGCA
This is a messenger RNA of Lolium perenne, 1278 nucleotides long. Its product is annotated as syntaxin-132-like. Gene Ontology annotation, cellular component: endomembrane system; plasma membrane; SNARE complex. The record is from RefSeq and is a predicted model, not a curated record. NCBI's taxonomy places the organism in Eukaryota, Viridiplantae, Streptophyta, Magnoliopsida, Poales, Poaceae. Gene Ontology annotation, biological process: intracellular protein transport; exocytosis; vesicle fusion. Gene Ontology annotation, molecular function: SNAP receptor activity; SNARE binding.